AUGAAGGUCAAGAACAAAUCGGUCUGUCAAACAUGUAGAGCUAGGAAGUUAGGGUGUGACGGCAAUCGUCCAGAAUGUACCCACUUCGUCGACAUCCACAUCUACAACAAAGCAGAGAAAAAAAUUGUACGAAACUACGUGCCACAAGAUACGGUAACAGCCAUAAGCAACGAAUGGAUCUGCACAAAACAGCCCCGAAUAUGUGGUGCAUGGGUUGAAGUGCUCCCCAAUCUUCGCAACGGCGGUGGUACUCCCGAUCUAGUUCUAAGUGCCGCAAUCGAAGCAUUAGCAACAUCUAUUACGACACAAAAGCUACAUCCGAACAGCGAUAAUGUGGAAAGUUUUCAGAGCUACGAACUGGCGCUUCGCUCUCUACGGAAGAGCGUUGUUGUGGAUGGCCGUUUUGAUGCCGAGCUGCUGGCGUCGAUUAUGUGUUUGAGUUUGGUGGAGCUCAUGAUGCCGAGUACAUCUGCUGCAUUGGAAGCACAUUUGAAGGCUGCCGGCCAGUUGUUCCAAGCAUAUGGCCCGGAGGCAUGCAGUGGCGGCAUACUUCAUACGCUAUUUGCCGGGUUUCGACCACUUCUAAUAUUUGAAGCCUUUCAAUUACGCCAACCCACAUUCCUAGCCUCUACUUCAUGGACUGAUGUACCCUUUUCCAAAUUCAGUGCAUCGCCGAUGCAAAGUCUUCUCAACAAAGCUGCCAUCAUCCCAUCUCUGAUGAGUCAAAGCGAUUUAUUAUUAGAUAAAGUACACCAAGCCAAUUUUGGGUUCGAACUCAAAGACCUAUUUAACCGCUUCGCUGAUGCCCUCAUCGACCUUGAGCGAUGGGAAAUGGACUAUUGCCAGGAGGCAGAUAGAUGGUGCUACUGGCCUUCCAACAUUGCCGUUUCACCAGCCACAGAACACUAUAUCUCGUACGGAAAACCCCUAUGGUACACAAACGUGACCAUGGCAAACGUUUACACUAAUCUCUGGGCGAUCCGCAUCAUCUGUUUCUCCGAACUUGAGCGUCUCGCUGCGCACCUCCCUUCCUGUCAAGUGACUCAAGACAUACCACUGUUGAGGCCCCUAAAGCUCAAACACAUCCACACAUACAAGACCGCACUCGCGAAGCAAAUCUGUCUCAGUAUGGAGUAUUUACUGCGCGAUGAAAUGGGCCUGUUUGGACCUGCGUCGACGUAUUUCCCGCUUCAAGUGGCGUAUGAAACGUUUCUAGAGGAUGAAGGUACUAUGCGAAAGGAAGGAGUUGCGUUUGUGCAGAGUGUUGUGUUGAGGUUGGUACAGAAGGGGUUGAGGUCGGCGCCUGUUUUGGUUUUUACGAGAAGGACUCUGAGGGUGUAG
This is a messenger RNA of Talaromyces amestolkiae, 1341 nucleotides long. RefSeq lists its product as uncharacterized. NCBI's taxonomy places the organism in Eukaryota, Fungi, Ascomycota, Eurotiomycetes, Eurotiales, Trichocomaceae. Gene Ontology annotation, biological process: regulation of DNA-templated transcription. The record is from RefSeq and is a predicted model, not a curated record. Bases 1 to 1341 code for a protein of 446 amino acids. Gene Ontology annotation, molecular function: zinc ion binding; DNA-binding transcription factor activity, RNA polymerase II-specific. The transcript is spliced from 6 exons.